Molecule: messenger RNA, 3160 nt
Organism: Marasmius oreades (fairy-ring Marasmius)
Lineage: Eukaryota; Fungi; Basidiomycota; Agaricomycetes; Agaricales; Marasmiaceae
Exons: 8
Coding region: 1551-2795 (414 amino acids)
Biological process (GO): anatomical structure morphogenesis; regulation of DNA-templated transcription; cell differentiation
Molecular function (GO): RNA polymerase II cis-regulatory region sequence-specific DNA binding; DNA-binding transcription factor activity, RNA polymerase II-specific
Source: RefSeq, a predicted model, not a curated record
GCUCUCUCGUUCAUCCUCUAUCACUGCUGACAGGACGUAUCGCUCUGCGCUGCGAAUAUAAAAUAUACGAGUACGGUCGACGUAACCCCAGAUCAGGGUGGUAGGCUAUUGCCUUCUACCGUUCCCUCAAACCAUCAUGGAAAUCGGUCUGGCAACGUUCCGCAUGUUUUGGGGGUCAAUGUUUCGAUUUCCAUUCAUGAUCACUCUCUUGGAUGUCUGCCGCUAUCUCCUUCUUUCAGAACAUAUGGACUCAAUAGUUGGGAAAAGACGGGGUUAGCGCCUUACCAAGAAUACAUAAUCAAAGGCGGAAAACCCUCAUUAUGCAACAGAAUGAAAUAGCAUCUUGAUAAGUUGAGAAGGAGGGCAAAAGUUCCGACAGCGUUUCAUUCACAAAUCUAUGACUUCAUCAACCUUACCAGUCUCACAUAUCCGACGCAUCGUCAAACAGUAACGUUCGAGUUCAACGUUGAGCGGUUCUGGAGUCAGGCAUCUGGCAUCAUUUUUCUUGGAGGAUAAGCCUCGCCGCUUCCAGACACCGUUCUUCAUACAUCGUUGCUAUGGACCACAGGCGAGAUAGGAAUGAGGCCUGCCUACGUCAUUCUAUUCGUACAGACAUGAAUCGUGUACAGUGACAAGGUAGUUCCAGGUGCGGGUUUGAGGUUUAACUUAGCUCUGUCGACGAAUGUACCUGUCAGGCCUGGUUUUUUUUUCCCUCUCUCCCUAUAGCGUGGGCUGAAUCCGCUCUUCGUUUAGGUGAUCAAUGAUACCAUAUGGAUACAGGAACGCAAGACCUUUUACCUCUGGUAGAAGUCUGCACUGUACUUGACCAUCAUCAAGCCAUGCACGCCUCCGCAGAAUUUCGUCCAGGUUCUCCAGAAUGCGAUUCAUCCAGACUCCAGAUGUGCCCUUCUCCGGAGGUUCUUUAGCAUGCAGAACUCCACGAUACUCUUGGAAAGGAUGAAGAGGAGCGCUAUUUCUGGUUUAAUACUCCCUUUAGUUUCGAGGGCGCCCGUCAACCUCUACGUAUAGCUGUCGACAGGACACAUCUGGCCUCGAGGGCCUCCUCCAGUUUCGAAAUCGGCGGAUAUCUCAAUGAUCCAGUUGGGGGGAAUGAGAUCGGUUUGGAGAAGCGCUUAUUAGUUCCAGCUGUCAUUCUCCGGCAAGAAGUUCUGAUCAAGUUCUCUGCGACGGCGAAACAAAUAAUCUCCCAGAUUCUUCUGGCCCAGAUGAGGUUGGGGUUGGGGGGGUGAGCAGAUUUGUCGAACAAUAAACCCACUCCACCGGAGGUCCUGGCGUCACGGAGGCAAGUCCAGUAUAAUCACGUGUCUGUGGCUUUUAAGUCGUUGCGCUCAAGCGGGUUCAUUUAAAACCCUUCCACCUCGACUUGCAUCUUCUUGCAGGUUCUUUCGGCCACUCUUCGGUUUUCAAGGUUUCUCUUGAAGUCUUUUCUACUCUAUACCUCUCCUCUACACUCGUACAUCCUAUCCGAACCUCUAACUUGUUUUCGACCUCUACUCAUCUUAACCACCUAUCGUCGUCGCUCGCGAAACAUGCCACGAACUCGUCGAUCCAGAGCCACCCGCAACCACUCAGCAACCAAUGGUCCACCCAGAAACGUCGAUGCUAACGGCCAACGCAUCCCAAGACCCCCAAACGCCUUCAUGAUCUUCCGAACAGAGAGAGCAUCCGUGGGAAAGGAUAUCAAUGAUGAGCUCAAUCGAAAAGCUCGGGAAAUGGGCUAUGAUGGUCACGGUUACAAUAACAACAAAAUCGUCGGUGACACGUCAAAAGUCCUGGGAGCGGUAUGGCGAUCAAUGAGUGAUGACGAAAAAAACAUUUACUUCGUUAUGCAAGAGGAGAAGAAUAGAGAACAUAGACUCAAGUACCCGCACUACCUUUUCCAGCCGGUUAGAAGUGGAAAGAAGGCUGCAAGGGCCAAAAGGACAGCAACCAAGACUCGUCGAACGGCAGCCAAGAGGAACGUUAAAACUGGUGCCACAGCCACAACCUCGGCCACGGUGGCUUCCGCUGAAUCAGAGGACGAUUUCGGGUCCUCAGCGCCAACGGCAUCCCCCAUCGUCAACUCUCCUGCCCCAGUAACGCCGUCCCUUGCUUUACAAAUCUCAAAUCCUACCUCAGACAUUCGUGCUCAGGACGCGACUGCUGACGUACCUGUACCCCAUUCGGAGUCUCAGGUCACUUACACUCCACUUCACCUCUCACUCCCUCCACUCUCGAUCCCGGACGGUCAUUAUGAGCUUUCUUGUACUUCAACCACGGCCCCGUCUGUUUCGCCGAUCGCUCCCCACAGGUAUCAGUGCCUUCCUUGGGGGCUCCCGCCACAAGACGUCUUCUGUGGUAGUCUUCAAGAUGGUGGUCAGCCGAUGGUCAUGUAUCAGAAUCCUAAUGUCUUCUACCCCACGGAUGGUUUAUAUCAGCAAGGCGAAGGAUACUUGACUGGCUCUCAUCUAAUGAACGACCAAUAUCAGCCUUCCCUACAAGACAACGAACUGUCAAGUCUGAUCGAUCAACCCGCUCACUACUACCCAACCAGUGACCCAGUUCCAGUUGCCGGACCCUCAAGUCUCGUGGAAGAACUGUACGGCGACGGGGUUAUUCCUAAUGAUUAUGAUCUGGCUGUUAAUGCUGGUUCAUCUUGGAACACCGAAGCUCCCAUACCUGAGUCAGCCGAAGUCGACCUCUCCUUCGCUGAUGUCAGUCAAUUGCCCCCAGGGAUGUACCAGGAGUGGAUGUCGGUGGCGCCCUCCGAGUAUUCUGGCGUUAGCUUCGAGUAGGGUUACAUCUCACUCCAAUUCAUCGCGGCAAGUCUUUCGGGGCUUAACGACCUUCACGGCUUAUUCUUGUUCUCCUUGCUUGCUUUUCGAUCUUGCUAUCCAGCUCUUCUUCGCGCUUGACGUAUUCAUCGACAUCGCCACUCUUAUUUGUGUCGUCUCUGCGCUUCUCUUACCAACACAUUGAUUACUUGACCUUGCUUUCUUGUAACCACCCUUUACGAUACUUCUUGAAUACUUCGUUGUUCUGUUCUUUUUUGGAUUCGAAUCUAUAACCGAUGAUACUUCUCUACCUGACCCCUACUUACCUACUUACGUAUCGAAGGACACUCUGACUUUAUCAUUUGAAUUGUAAAACGAUUACCGGU